AUGAGCUACUUUCUGGACAGUGUCUGCACCAUUGUGGGAAUCUUUCACAAGUAUGCCCGAUGCCAGGAUGGCAACCUCGCUCUGAACCGGAGAGAAAUGAAGACGCUUAUCCAGAAAGAGUUUGGUGAAGUCUUGGAGAAUCCUUGCGACCCUCAGAUGAUUGAGCUCACUUUCAAGCUGCUGGACGUCAAUGGAGACAGCUUGGUGGACUUCAACGAGUACCUGAUUUUUGUCUUCCAAAUCGCCAAAGGCUGUUACAGGUACCUGCAGCCCAGAGAGUAUCUUCUUCGGGAUGAAAGGCUGAUGAGCGCCGAGAUCAGAUUCGUCACCGAAGCCCAGUAG
Protobothrops mucrosquamatus (brown spotted pit viper) is the source of this 342-nucleotide messenger RNA. It is a transcript of the gene TCHHL1, whose product is annotated as trichohyalin like 1. The transcript is spliced from 3 exons. Bases 1 to 342 code for a protein of 113 amino acids. NCBI's taxonomy places the organism in Eukaryota, Metazoa, Chordata, Lepidosauria, Squamata, Viperidae. Gene Ontology annotation, molecular function: calcium ion binding; transition metal ion binding. The record is from RefSeq and is a predicted model, not a curated record.